UGAGGUUCGUAGACUUAUCAAACAACAACCUUGUGUCUUUAACGGUCUUUCUGUCAAUGGUGCCAAAUCUACAGAAGCUUGAUUUCUCUUACAAUUCCCUGACAUUCAUCACUGCCGAUGAUCUUAAAAUAAUAGAGUCCAGUGUGAGCGGACGUAACUUCUCAUUUGCCCUGAGAGGAAAUCCCAUCACAUGUUCGUGCAAUAGCCUUGCAUUCAUUUCUUGGCUUUUUAUUACGUCAGAAAGCAAAUUUGACAACGGACGUAAUUACAUAUGUACCGGGACAGACGGAAACCUUACCACGACGCUGGCUGUUCACCAGAAUUACCACAGAUACUGGGUCAGCUGCAUCAGUCCAACUCUUUUCACACUGGCAUUGACUUUACUUUGCCUAAUUAUAAUUGUCUUCCUCUGUUCGUUUGUCGUUGUCAACAAUUGGACUAGGAUACAUCACAAACUUCUACGACUCCUGGGCAGUCCGUACAGACUACCACAACGACGUGAUUUUCCGUUUGCGAUUUACGUCGGCUACUGCGAUAGCGACUAUAUGUUUGUUUAUAGGACCAUAUAUCAAAGCCUGGAGGUCCUCGGCGGUCUGCGACUCUACUUGCAAGAAAGAGAAAUUCUUCCAGGACAUGGUAUUACAGAAGGAAUCAUCGAAGGCAUCAACACCAGCUGGAAGACGUUGCUAAUAGUUACAAGAGAUUUUAUACAGGAUCCUUGCUCCUUCUUGAAGAUAAGAACAUGUGUGUUCGCAGUGUCGGAAGCGACUCCAAGACGAGUGAUUCUUUUAAUAGUCGGAGACGUCUGCGCGGCAGACAUUCCAGGUGAAAUUCUCACUGUUGUCCACGAACAUGAUAUAUUGACCAUUCCAAGUACAGAAGCUUCGGAAGAUGCUUUGGCCAUGAUUACGGACAUGGUAACGAAUGACUCGCACUAAGGAAUGAAAGUUUAAUUUAAUUUUUUUUAACGACACCGCUAGAGCAGAUUGAUUUAUUAAUCAUCGGCUAUUGGAUGUCAAACAUUUGGUAAUUUCGACAUAUAGUCUUAGAUAGUAAACUCGCUACAUGUUUUCAUUAGUAGCAAGGGAUAUUUUAUGGACACCAUCCCACAGACAGGAUAGCACAUACCACGGCCUUUGAUAUACCAGUCGUGGUGUACUGGAUGGAGCGAAAAAUCACUAAGGAAUGGAUGAAGGAAGGAAGGAAAUGUUUUAUUUAACGACACACUCAACACAUUUU
Messenger RNA from Gigantopelta aegis, 1239 nucleotides. RefSeq names its product toll-like receptor 2. Gene Ontology annotation, cellular component: membrane. The transcript has a single exon. Gene Ontology annotation, biological process: toll-like receptor signaling pathway; immune response. Gene Ontology annotation, molecular function: transmembrane signaling receptor activity. The record is from RefSeq and is a predicted model, not a curated record. Bases 57 to 938 code for a protein of 293 amino acids. Lineage: Eukaryota; Metazoa; Mollusca; Gastropoda; Neomphalida; Peltospiridae.